CCUUCGUGUUCGAACCACUCAUUGCAGAAUUCAGUGUCUCCAAUUCGCAAAAUGGGGUUCUUCUCAAAGGUGAUAAUGAACCAAAUUCUGGCUUUUAUAAUAUUUUCACUUUAUUUCGAGAGUGGUUUGGCGAGGGGAAGGCAUGGGAAACAUCGGGAGCGUGAUCCAAGUCAAAGUAAGGUUGUGGACAUAGGAGAGGGAGUGGAGGAUCUAGUGACGGACUUGCCGGGCCAACCGGCGGUCAAUUUCCGGCACUUCGCAGGUUACGUCCCGGUGGAUGAGACGAAUGGAAGAGCGCUCUUUUAUUGGUUUUAUGAGGCAGACACUUCUAGCCCUGAGGAGAAACCUCUUGUCCUUUGGCUUAAUGGAGGUCCUGGGUGCUCCUCUGUGGGAUAUGGUGCAACACAGGAAAUUGGACCUUUUAUAGUGGACGCUAAUGGUCAUGGACUAAAGUCCAAUCCCUACGCUUGGAACAAGGAGGCCAACAUGUUGUUCCUGGAAUCUCCUGUUGGUGUGGGCUUUUCGUACUCAAACUCAAUCAACGAUUAUGAUAUCCUGGGAGAUGACUUUACGGCGAACGAUUCUUAUAGUGUCCUCCAUGCGUGGUUCACAAAGUUCCCGUCGUAUCGAACACGGGACUUUUACAUUGCCGGAGAAAGCUAUGCAGGAAAAUAUGUGCCGGAGCUGGCUGAGCUCAUCCACGACAAGAACAAGGAUCCUUCCCUUCAUAUAAAUCUCAAGGGUAUUCUGUUAGGUAAUCCUGAAACAUCUGAUGCUGACGACUGGAUGGGACUAGUGGAUUACGCAUGGAGUCAUGCGGUGAUCUCUGAUGAAACCCACGGAGUGAUCAGAAAGACAUGUGACUUCGCCAGCAAUAAUACAUGGAGCAACAAUGAAUGCUGUGAAGCUGUGGAAGAGUUACUUCAUCAAUACAAUCAGAUCGACAUGUAUAGUCUCUAUACCCCGACGUGCAUUGGUGAUUCGGCGAGCUCGGAUAACAAGUCAUACCAAGUCAUGAUGAAACGUUCAUCAAGAAUGAUGCCCAGGAUAAUGGGUGGUUAUGACCCGUGCCUGGAUAAGUAUGCACAAGCUUUCUACAACAGGCCUGACGUUCAAAAGGCCCUCCAUGUGAGUGAUGGUCAUCAUCUCAAGAAUUGGAGCAUUUGCAACUUUAAAAUAUUCCACGACUGGAAAGACUCCAAGCCAUCUGUUAUUCCAAUAUACAAGAAGCUUAUUGCGGCAGGGCUUAGAAUUUGGGUCUACAGUGGGGACACAGAUGGAAGAGUCCCAGUGCUGUCCACUAGAUACAGCUUAAGUUCUUUGGGUUUGCCUAUCACCAAGGCUUGGAGGCCCUGGUAUCACCAAAAGCAGGUGAGCGGUUGGUAUCAAGAGUACGAGGGACUGACAUUUGCGACGUUCAGAGGGGCUGGUCAUGCCGUGCCGGUCUUCAAACCAAGUGAUUCGCUCGUGUUCUUCUCUUCUUUCCUCAACGCACAAGAUCUUCCAUCUGCUCGUUGAGGAAACAGCAAGGAAAAGAAGACAAAAGAGAAGAGUCUUUCAUAUGAACUCAGUGUACGAAAUAGUCAAGGGCUACAUAUAGCAGGAAGAGCUAAAGUAGGAGAAUAAAUAGGGUUUGGACUUUCAGUUUUGGCAGCAGUGGAUUUGGAGAAAAGUUAUUGCAGUUCUACUCUUCUUUCAGUCUUAAGAGGCGGUCUUAGUCUAAUUGAAAUGUGAUAAAUUCAAAUGGAAAACCUCAAUCUUCGAUAUGAUUCAGUAGAAGUUAAUGAAUUCCUAGAUCAAA
Messenger RNA from Eucalyptus grandis, 1801 nucleotides. Its product is annotated as serine carboxypeptidase-like 31. Gene Ontology annotation, cellular component: vacuole. Gene Ontology annotation, biological process: proteolysis. Gene Ontology annotation, molecular function: serine-type carboxypeptidase activity. Bases 52 to 1518 code for a protein of 488 amino acids. The transcript is spliced from 10 exons. NCBI's taxonomy places the organism in Eukaryota, Viridiplantae, Streptophyta, Magnoliopsida, Myrtales, Myrtaceae. The record is from RefSeq and is a predicted model, not a curated record.